This is a messenger RNA of Nothobranchius furzeri (turquoise killifish), 1418 nucleotides long. RefSeq names its product histone H1. Lineage: Eukaryota; Metazoa; Chordata; Actinopteri; Cyprinodontiformes; Nothobranchiidae. The record is from RefSeq and is a predicted model, not a curated record. Gene Ontology annotation, cellular component: nucleosome; nucleus. Gene Ontology annotation, biological process: negative regulation of DNA recombination; nucleosome assembly; chromosome condensation. Gene Ontology annotation, molecular function: double-stranded DNA binding; nucleosomal DNA binding; structural constituent of chromatin.
UCAGAGCUCCACUAGAUUGGAGGAGACUCUUGUUUGAUUAUCCACACGAACACAAGGAAAGGAAAGAAGAAAAUGGCAGAAGUUGCUCCAGCCCCUGCUGCCACUCCGGCCAAAGCAGCCAAGAAGAAGAGCACCAAGCCCAAGAAGGCUGGCCCCAGCGUCGGUGAGCUGAUUGUGAAAACUGUGGCAGCUUCUAAAGAACGCAGCGGUGUGUCUGCUGCUGCCCUCAAGAAGGCUCUGGCUGCUGGAGGAUACGAUGUGGACAAAAACAAAGCCCGCGUCAAGACUGCUAUCAAGAGCCUGGUUGCUAAAGGCACCCUGGUCCAGACUAAGGGAAUCGGUGCCUCCGGAUCGUUUAAGAUGAGCAAAAAGGUGGAGACUACAGCCAAGAAGCCUGCAAAGAAAGCAGUUGCUCCCAAAGCCAAGAAGCCCGCAGCCAAGAAACCUGCAGCGGCCAAGAAGCCGAAGAAGGCUACAGCCGCCAAAAAGCCUGCUGCUGCUAAGAAGUCCCCCAAGAAGGUUAAGAAGCCUGCAGUGGCUAAGAAGCCAGCCAAAAGCCCCAAGAAGGCCACCAAGAGCCCCAAGAAGGUGGUGAAAAAGGCCCCCGCAGCCAAGAAGGCUCCAGCUAAGAAGGCAGCCAAACCCAAAGCCAAGAAGGCAGCUCCCAAGAAGAAGUGAACUUCUCACUAAAUAUCACAGCUACACAAAGGCUCUUUUAAGAGCCACCACAUCAUCCAAAGAGCUUAUUUUACUUGAAAAGAAACAUUUUAAUGUAUUUCUACUUAUUAAUCAGAUCAUAGCGUAAAUAUAAAUGAUUUAAUUCUGAUUAAACCCAUAUUUUAUAUAUUUAAUCCAAUGUCAACAACUUGUCUGCCAUAACUACUUAAAACACCAUAUUGGUUUUUGUGGACAUGCUGAUAGCUAUUGCUUACAUAAAAUGUUCAGCUCAAUUUAUUGAUAAUUUACACAUUUAUUACCCUCUGUUACAAGAAACAAACUAGAAGAUAUUAAACUUGAGCACAAAGAAUUAUUACUCGAUAGUAUUUAAUAUUAAAACACUAUGGGAAAAAAUUAAUAGAUCAUAUUACAUUUCCUAAUUAUAACAAAUUCAUUCUGAAGAAAAGUUAAAACAUUAAACCGUACAUGUGAUCAAGUGAAGCCCUUAACUUUUAAAGUGAUAUGUCUGUAUUACAUACAAAAACCAUGGGUUAAUUUAAAACGUCAGCUAUAUGGUAAUUAAAUAACAUCCUGAAUCCAUUGUACUGUUCAACAGAUACAAUGUACAGUAAGCCAUUAAGACGUUACACACAUGUUGGAACAAACAUCGCAGAGUGAUGCAGACUGGGAAGCACUCUGACAUCCAUUAACUGCAGAUUAUACAAGUUGUAUUAAGAAAAUUAAACAUGGCUUUACCCUGU